Molecule: messenger RNA, 1545 nt
Organism: Cetraspora pellucida
Lineage: Eukaryota; Fungi; Glomeromycota; Glomeromycetes; Diversisporales; Gigasporaceae
Source: the annotation of a GenBank genome assembly
AUGACGAAUAACCAAGCUUGUAUACAAGUUUCAGAAAAUAAUACCAACCAUGAUGAUGAUUACGAGUUGGUUCCAUCUCAAAAUACUGCAAAUAUAUUGCACAACGACGAUAUUGAUAGUAAUAUUGUUGAAGACGAUGAACAAGAAGAGUCACCAGAAGGUUAUUCUUGGCAACCACCAAACGAAAUGUGUAACUUACCCACAAAAAUUUUCAAGGACAAUCUUCUCACCCUUGAUGAAAGAAAAUCUAUUUUACAAGCACACCCUUACAAUAAACAUAUUGGUUUUAAACCUCCAACAAUGGAUAAAGGUUUAUGGAAAUAUAUGCCAAAGAAUACUAGAGAGUAUGACAAAUCACUUGCAAAAAUAUUGUACCGUACAUCAGCAGCAAUAUGCCCUCUUGACAAUUCCCUAUGUCUUUUAUAUGACUCAAAACCUGAUGACUCAGAUAAUGAAGCACUUGAGUCUUGGAAAGCUCUUAAACAAUCUUUACUUGAUACCAGAAGUCUUAUACUUGACAGUCUAUCCUUCACUAAUGAAAUUAGGCAACUCAAAAAUACAUUGGAGAAAGAGAAUGCAAAAAAUAAACUUGUCCACAAUUCCUUUUAUUACCAAAAACAUCAAAACAUUAGUUAUAAAAAAUUCGACAAUCGCAAACAAUACGUUCAAUUCAAGGAACAACUUCUACAACACAAAGCAAAAUCAGAAUUAAACAUGAGAUCGAAGAUUCAUUCACCUCAACAAUCAGGUCUAUGUCUACAUAUUGCAAACUGGAUAGAAAUAUUUGAAGAAUCCUGGGUUACAAGAAUUAUAAGCAAAGGAUACUCUCCUAUCUGGGCUUCUAUAUCUCUCAGAAUAAAGCAACCUAUAUCUCAUCACCACUAUGACCAAGAGAUUAUGACAGAAAUAAAAAAGUUCUUGAAAAAAGGAAUUAUAAAAUCAAUACCUACCACAACACCAUGUUUUAUCUCCAGAAUUUUCUUAGUUCCCAAAAAGAAUGACAAAAGUCAAUUAGUUUUAGACCUCAGAAAACUCAACCAAUACUUAACACACUAUCAUUUCAAAAUGGAAGGAAUAGAGAUGGUGAAGACUCUAAUUUUCACGGAUCACUACAUGGUAUCUUUAAACAUAAAAGAUGCUUUUUUACACAUUCCUAUCAACAGACAAGAUCAAUCUUUUUUUGCAUUCGACUUUCAUGGAAAACAUUAUGUAUUCACAGCUCUUCCAUUUGGCAUCAGAAUUAUAGCUUAUCUAAACGACUUAUUUAUAGUUGAAAAUACAAAAUCAGAGACUACAGAACAUUUAAAUAUAACAUUUCAUACCCUAAAUUCUCUGGAUACAUCAAAGAUGACAAUAUCUCUUCCCCAUCUAAAAGUAAAAGAAGUCAUAAGAGAAUGCAAGUCAAUACUCACAAAAACCACAAUUCAUAUUCGCAAACUGGCAUCCAUAAUAGGAAAAUUAAUUGCAACAACAAAUGUGAUCUUCCUAGCUCAUCUUAUGACCAGAGCAUUAUUACGCAACAAAAAUGCCACAUUAAAAGACAGG